AAUUAACCUACAGACCAAGAAGAGAGGACUUAUGGUUACAGAACAGUGUAAUGCUGUCAGUCAGAACAAUGGAAAUGCACAGAUCAAACUGACAGAAGGUGAAAGAGGAAAGCAGGGAGCUGAUAUCUUCAUUUCACACUGUGUGGAGAGUGCUGUAACAAACUACUCUAAAUGUGGUGGUUUAAAGCAGCACAAAUUAGCUUACAGUUCUGUGGAUCAGAAGUGCAGCACAGAUCUCACCGGGGACCCAAUUCGGCCGGAAGCGCUGCAGCCUUACCAGCUCCAGCUGGUGGCGGAUUUGGGCUUUUCUGAGCAUAUUCGGCUCAGAGAAACUGUCUGCCGAGAUGGGCCAGCAGAAGGCUUAGGGACAGCCGGGCAGCGAGGCCCUGGGGCGCCCGUGAUGACGGACGCACCCGUGGAGCCUACGCCUCCCCCUGGCUCCAUCCACCCGCUGGAGGGGGUCUGA
Messenger RNA from Rangifer tarandus platyrhynchus (Svalbard reindeer), 466 nucleotides. The record is from the annotation of a GenBank genome assembly. Lineage: Eukaryota; Metazoa; Chordata; Mammalia; Artiodactyla; Cervidae.